Molecule: messenger RNA, 792 nt
Organism: Amaranthus tricolor (Joseph's coat)
Lineage: Eukaryota; Viridiplantae; Streptophyta; Magnoliopsida; Caryophyllales; Amaranthaceae
Product: protein SMALL AUXIN UP-REGULATED RNA 9-like
Exons: 1
Coding region: 58-612 (184 amino acids)
Biological process (GO): response to auxin
Source: RefSeq, a predicted model, not a curated record
AAUAACCUCAAUUUCACUUUUUCAACCUCCAUUUCCACCCAAAAAAAACCCAAAAAAAUGGAAUCAAAAAAGUCGAACAAAAUCAGAGACAUAGUAAGGCUUCAACAAAUCUUAAAAAAAUGGAGGAAAACAGCAAAUGCAUCAAAAAACAACCCAACAAACAACAAUGGAAGCAGUAGCAGUAAUAGUAGUAGUAAUAAAGGCAUAAAAUUCCUUAAAAAAACAUUAUCAUUUUCAGAUAACUCUGUUUCUUCAGUUACAGAGUAUGUUCCAAAAGGUUAUUUAGCGGUUUGUGUUGGGAAAGAAUUAAAAAGAUAUGUAAUCCCAACUGAGUAUUUGGGUCACCAAGCAUUUGGGAUUCUUUUAAGGGAAGCUGAAGAAGAAUUUGGGUUUCAUCAAGAAGGUGUUCUUAAGAUCCCUUGUGACGUCGUCGUUUUUGAAAGGAUCUUAAAAAUGGUGGAACAAAAAAGGGAUGAAUUUUAUUUUCAUGAAAUGGGUCAUUUUGAAUUUCAUGGGUCGGAUUUUGAUGUUAUGAGUUCUUCUUUAAGUGCUUCUUGUUCUCCUGAUUGUGAUCAUCUUCUUCAACCUUCUCUUCCUCAGUUGUGCAGAUGAUUUUUUAUUUUUUGUUUUUAUUUUUAUUUUUUGCAUUUUUUAUUUUUCUUUUUUGGGUCUGCCCUUCCCCUCUUCUGGGUUUUUUGGAGGAAAAAAAUGUAUGUUGGUUGGGAUUUGGGUGGAGAAAUGGAGAAGUAUGAGGGGGAAUGAGGUAGAUUUUUUUUUUUUUUUUUGUUUUUU